CCGGGGAAGCUCGUGCAGGCGGGCAGUGAGGAGCGCUGUGCACAAGGGGGCGAGGGGGUGGGGCAAGGGAGCGGGGGAGGCGUGGCAGGGGAGAAGCCGUUCCGUCUUCCUCCUCUUCCUCUUAUUUGCCUUCUCCUGUCCGUCCUUCCACUCUCCAUGCCUCCCUCCUCUCUUUCUCUCUCUUUCCCUCCUUCACUUCUCCCGUCCGCCCGUGCUCCCAGCCUCCCUCCUCCGUACCACUCUCCCACCCACUCUUUCUUUCAUCCUCCUGCCUCUCUUCCACCCUGCCACUCUUCUUUUCAGACUGCCACCUUCCGAGCUUCUUUUAGUCCACCUUUCCGUCUCACCCACUUGUCCUCUCCCAACUUGAUCCUCACAUCCUCCCAUCCCCCCUUCUCCCCUUCCACCCUCCAACCCUUGCGCUCAUCCUCCCUUCGUCUCACCCUCCUUUUUUCUCAUCCUCCCAUCCUCCCUCUCUUCCCUCCCCCCUCCCUUCCUCCUGUCCUCCCUUCCUCCCUUCCUUUCUUCCUCUCUUCCACCCUCUGCCCUACUCUCUGCUUCAGUGUCUUUCUCCCCUCUCUUUCCCCUUUCCUCCCUCCCUUCAUCUCAUCCUCUCUUCCGCCCUUCCUCCUUGUCUCCCUUGCUCAUUUCUCCCUCCUCAUAUUCCCUGUUCCCUGCGUCCCUCGCUGCCAUCCUCCCUUCCUCUCAGCCUCCUCACUUCCUCUCGUCAACCAUUCCUCCGCACCCUUCUACCCUGCCACGCCUAUACACUCCUACCUUGUUCUAGGGGCUUGUUUCUUCACGUCCCCAGCACCGCCAGCACUCGCAGAUGCGGGCACAUGGGGCCCCUUGCGCGCCGAGUCAGAGGAGGCACCUUGCGCAGAGGGGCGUCGCGAGGAGCAGCGCUGUGACGCUGGUGCCAGGGAGGCUGCCAGACCCACCGGGCUGUGCAGGGCGGACGCACCAGCAGCAGCACUGCCUCCGGCACCUGUGCCUGCAGCUGGAGAAACGGGAGCAGCGGCGGCAGCAGGAGCAGCAGGCGCAGCAGUGAGAGUGAGUGCAGGAGGCGGGGGCGAGGCGCCAAUGGUGAAGGCAAGAGAGGGCGGGGAGAAGGUGGAUUGA
This is a messenger RNA of Closterium sp. Naga37s-1, 1122 nucleotides long. NCBI's taxonomy places the organism in Eukaryota, Viridiplantae, Streptophyta, Zygnematophyceae, Desmidiales, Closteriaceae. The record is from the annotation of a GenBank genome assembly.